Messenger RNA from Balearica regulorum gibbericeps (East African grey crowned-crane), 1133 nucleotides. The record is from RefSeq and is a predicted model, not a curated record. Lineage: Eukaryota; Metazoa; Chordata; Aves; Gruiformes; Gruidae.
GAGCAAGCAACGAAACAUCUCCUGACACGACACCAACAGCUACAGGAACGGACACAUCAUCUUCAGCAACAAUUCCAGCAAUGGACUUCUGCAAGCCAAAUCCUUGUGGAAACAAUUCGGCUAAAUGUGUUGCUUUAAAGAGCAAUUUUACCUGCCUGUGUCAAUAUGGAUUCUACUAUAGCGAAGAAGAUUGUCACAGAGGAAAAAUAUUCCCAGGGAUCAUUACACUGAAAGUAGCUUACAAUGAUAGUGUUCAAAUUGUAAAUUCUGUGGAGUAUGAAGACCUGUUCCAACGUUUAACAAUGUUUUUUAAGGAUGCCUUCAACAAUUCACUUUUUAAACAGACUGUCAUUGUGGAAAUUCAACCUCAGAAAGAAAGCAGAGCUGCUCUUCUAACAACUGUAACAGUGACAAACCUCUUCACAAAGGAUGCAGACAUAGACUAUGAAAAAGUUAGUUCUGCAAUAAAUAAUGCAACAAUAAAUUCAUCCCUUGUUUCUAAUUACGCAGCUACAACCUAUUGUGCUGCUUUUAAGUGUGAUGCCCAAACCACAGACUGUGAAGAAAGUAUGUUUCCAAAAUGCAUAUGCAAAAAUAAUUUCUCAAUGACAGAAUGGGAUGAUCGUUCUUGUUCAGAUUGCAGUAAAGACUGUUCUGCAGAAGAAAAUGAGUACUGUGCAAAAGAAAAAGGGAUUCCAACAUGCAAGUGCAUGCCUGACUUUGAACAGAAGAAUGGAAAAUGCGUAUCUUGUCCAGUGGGCUACUCUGGGGAGAACUGCAAGAAUGAUAGCAAACUCAUCCUUAUAAUAGUGGGUACAGUGUUUGGAGCCAUUAUCCUGAGUUUAGUGAUAGCAGUCUCUAUUGUUUCAGUAAGAGCCAAACACAAACAAGAUCCAGAGAAGAAGAGCCUGAUAAGGUCAGGAUAUUCCAACCCAAAUACCUCUGAUGACAGACAGACCACGAUGUUCCCCAGAGUCCAGACCACUUCUGGCCAUGCGAACCCAGGAUAUCAGCCAAACAACCCAUAUGAGAUGCGUUCCUCAAAUAGAGGUCGUUUUCCGGAGAGAGAUUAUGAUGAUUUGUACGAAAUAUCACGGGAGCCUGAGGGCUUUAGGAUGCAGAGGAGAUACUAA